GUCCGAUUUUGAAGAGGGAAAACUAGAAUAAUUAUACAGUUUCGCUAAUAUCUCUGCAAUUAUAAUAUAUCUUUUCAAAUAAUUUAAUUUAUUAUUCAACGGAAAUAUAGUUGUAUGUUUAUUUUGGAUUUUGAGCAGAUUUCAUCCAACAGACUAGCAACAAUACGUCGAAAUGUCGAAGGCAAGAUCCAUAAAUGUUUCAGUUCCCUCUCCAUCUUCGUCAAAUAAUGUUCCUGUUGAGAAAAAGACUACAGAGGUGACUUCUGCAAGGAGCAAACUAGAUGGGGUCCUCCAGAAUCUUGUAGAAAAGAAAGAAGAGAGUCCUUCAAAAGUAGAUGAGGAAGUUUGGAUUAAACUUGAGCCAGAAGACAACUAUUUCAGUGAUUCUGGCCCAUCUACUCCUAAAAAAGGAUUGGGAUCAAGUAGCAAGAGCAGGAAAAGAAAGAGGAAAGAUGAAACUGAUGAAAUGCAGCCACACUAUCAUCAUACUUAUGUGAUGAAACUGUUUGAUCGAAGUGUUGACUUGGCCCAGUUUGAUGAUCAAACACCCCUGUACCCUAUAUGUCGUGCAUGGAUGAGGAAUCAGCCCCACAACCAGAGCCUGGGGCCUAGGUCUGAGACCACCACCCCUGAACCUAUCAUCAAUUUUGACCCUGAGACAACUGAUCGAAUUCCUAAAGAUAUCUACCGCAUGCCACCAGGGCCAAACAGGCCAUUUGAUCAUGUAAAAGGAGAAUAUGUUGAUCCCAGGAUACCAGUUCCUGUGCCCCAACCUGAUGAACAUAUUGAUACUCUAAACACAGAUCCAGAAGCAGCCCCUGAACCAGAAAAUCUUCUGCUCGAGCAUAUGGCAAGAUGGAAGAAAGUGCGCCAGAGUUGGAGAGAUUCCGCCCUUGACAAUGAAGAGAGGUACACCUCAAGUAUGUUUAUCUUAAAGAAUAUGUUCGAGUAUCAGCUGGAGCAUUCACCUUAACUAUCUCUCAGUGUUUCUAACUAAUAUAAUGUGUGCAGUCAAUCUGUAUGACAAUAAGGACCAGUUUCAAGGUUAUUUGGGGACAAAAAUAACUGGAGUCUACUGGAUCAGCUCUUCAAUGGAACACAUCUGCCAUCUACUUAUAAGCUACUGUAGAUGUUGUAGAUUUAUCACAAAAUCAACAUCAUACACCAUCAACAUAAUGGAUGGUUUACUCAUCCUCACAAGCUAACCAUUACAGAAAAAUUUGAAGAUGAAAUGAUAUUGUAACAUUGAAUUAUGACAAUAAGUAAAUAAUAUUUUUGUAAUAUUUUGCACAGGUAUAAUCAUGCUCUGUAGAAUUAUACAGGGUGACUAUAAAUUGUAGAAAGAUGAAUGAGUUUCUUAUGAUUAAUUAAUACAUAUAUCCCAAGGGUUUCACCCGUUCACUUCCUGACCAAAGCUUGUUUGAUCUUUGAUUUUUUACAAUAUAUAACUAUCAUCUUUGACAUCUUAUCAUUUUUAUUUCCAUAUGUUAUUGAGUGUUAGAAUGACAACUCAAA
Messenger RNA from Owenia fusiformis, 1515 nucleotides. NCBI's taxonomy places the organism in Eukaryota, Metazoa, Annelida, Polychaeta, Sabellida, Oweniidae. The record is from the annotation of a GenBank genome assembly.